This is a messenger RNA of Ascoidea rubescens DSM 1968, 860 nucleotides long. RefSeq names its product Aim41p (gene AIM41). Gene Ontology annotation, molecular function: carbon-nitrogen ligase activity, with glutamine as amido-N-donor. The transcript has a single exon. NCBI's taxonomy places the organism in Eukaryota, Fungi, Ascomycota, Saccharomycetes, Ascoideales, Ascoideaceae. The record is from RefSeq and is a predicted model, not a curated record. Gene Ontology annotation, cellular component: mitochondrion. Bases 26 to 727 code for a protein of 233 amino acids.
GGAUAGAACCAGGUUUGUGGAAACAAUGGAAAUGAAAAACCAAAACCGGAGUAAAUUUUUAUUAAUAGUUAGAGUAUUAAGGGCAUUACUGUUGAAUGAAUGCGAUAGAUUGAAUAGGAUGUUUUCAUUAAGAGUAGUUAAAUUUAAUAGGAAUCAAUUUCUUAAACUUGGAAAUUUGAGAAUUGCUAGAUAUGAAUCCAACGGAACUUACAAUGAAACAAUUAGCAGAUUUAAAGAAGAUUUAAAGAAAUCAAUGAUCAAGAAGGAUGCAUUAAGGAAAACAGUUAUUAAGAAUUUGUUAUCGGACAUUAAGAAUAAUGAGAUUAACAACAACGAGAAAAACAAGAUGAAUAAUGAAUUUCAAAUAUACGACGUGAUUCAAAAGAGUAUAAAGAAUCAUGAAGACUCGAUUUUGGAGUUUGAAAAAAGUAAAAGAGAAGAUUUGAAAGAAGUUGAAAUGAACGAGUUGAAAGUUUUGAGUGAAUAUUUGGAGUCUCUCCCGGUUGCUAAGAAAGAGGAUAUUGAUUUAAAGCUUCGAAAAAUCAUUGAAGAUUUGGCAGCUGAGGAUAAAAGUGGGAAGUUUCAUAUUGGGAAAAUCUUCAGCAGCAAGGCAAUUCCAUGGAAAAAUCUUGAGGAAGAGUGGAAGGCAUCUUUGAAAGCUGUUCAACACAGUGUUGUUGAAAUUCACAAAGAAAUGUUCCCCGGUAAACCCAAAGGCAGUGCCUGAGUGGUUAGGUGCUGGCAGAAGAAGCUGUGGUGUAGAUUUUAUUGAAACUGGGCCAAACCCAACACUGUUUAUAGAUGUCAAAUGUAUAUAGGAAGCAGAACCAGGAUCCUUCUCGUGAGUCGAACUGCCCACA